UUUAUUUUGGUUUUUUGCCGACUGUUCUUGGAUGUCAUAAAUGUCAUUUUGACAACUAUUAUCAGUUUAAGACUGUGAAAAAAUUAAAAUAAAGAAAAUUAGCAAUAAGUAGAGUAAAGUUAUUGCUACAUAGACUGUUUUUUAAGUAUUUCUGUUUAAUUCCUAUCUGAUACUUAUGCCUGAACAUUUUUUCAUUGAAGUCAUAAUUAAUUCUUGCAAUAAUAUUUUUUACUACAUUUAGCUUGUAAAAAUUGAUAUUGUAUUUUAUAAAAUCGAAAUUAAUUAUAGACCUCCAAGCUUAAGUAUUGAUUAGAAUGUUUCAUACUCUUAAAUUUUAACUAACAUUAGUCAAUGUGACAUUUAGUUCACCUUCGUAAUUAUAUUGGAGGAAAUUUGCGAACUUAUUUCAUUAUCUCAUACUGUUUUAGGUAAAUUUUCUGCAUUUCCUAAAAUAUAAAAUUCCAUACUGUAUUUUAUUGUCGAAAUUUUAUUUAUUUUAAUUAUCAAUUAAUAAAUUAAAAGAAUUAUAAAGAGUAAUUUAUAUUUUUGAAACCGCUGAAAGAGUUUAAUACAAAUAUGUUGUAUAAUUGAAAAAAAGAAAAAAAAACCUAUUGUACGAAUUAUUUUUACUAUUUAUAUACUCUUCCAAUAAGUGAAAGAGGAAAAUAAAAACCUGUGUAACUUGGCUAAAACUGGAAUUGAUAUAGGAAUAACUUUUAUGUGAAAUGGAUAACGAAGAAAAACCAGACUUUGAAAAUCAAAGUUUCAGCUCAACUGCUAACCAUGUUGAUAUAAAUUUUGCAACUACAUUGCCUGAUCAAGUUUUAGAAUAUAAUACUCUACCCUGCAAGAGGUUAAAAGUAGAUAAUGAUUCAUCAUCACUAGUACAACUUUCAGACCAUAUUCCUUCAUCAAGUAGUGAAGUUAAACCGGUUAACCAAGAAAAUAGAAAAAGUGACCAUAAUGAUAUUAGAUUAGAAUACAGCUGUUCAGAAGAGGAAUUGAAAGAUAAUGACACUAAUUAUUUCAGGUGUUAUGCUGACCUAUCAAUUCAUAGAGUAAUGAUUGGAGAUUAUUCCAGAACUCAGGCUUAUCGAAGAGCAAUUCUAACCAAUUACAAAAUGUUUCAUCAGAAAGUAGUCUUAGAUGUUGGUGCUGGUACAGGUAUCCUUAGUGUAUUUUGUGCUCAAGCUGGUGCAAAGAAAGUUUAUGCUGUUGAAGCAAGUUCCAUAGCAGAAGCAGCUAGAAAAGUUGUAGCAACUAAUGGUUACUCUCAUGUAAUUACUGUAAUUGAAGGGAAAAUGGAGGAUGCUGUUUUACCAGAAAAAGUAGAUAUCAUUGUUAGUGAAUGGAUGGGUUAUAUGCUUAUGUAUGAAUCAAUGCUUCCUUCACUACUUCAAGCUCGUGAUAGAUAUCUAAAGGAAAAUGGUCGCCUUUUUCCGGAAGAAGUUAGGAUAUACAUUGCUCCAAUCACAGAUCAUCAGCAGUAUGAAUAUAGUGUAGAUUAUUGGCAUAAAACUAAAGAUGACUAUAAAGUUGAUAUGAGUAUUCUAGCUAAUCUUGCUGCUGAACAAUUGAGGUCUUCAGUACAUGUGAUGUCAGUUGAUCCAGCUUCAAUAUUAUCUCAUGCCAGUUGUGUUACAGUUCUAGAGCUUUCUACUGUUCCCCAGUCUCUUUCAGAUUCUACCCAGGGUUCUUUUAAGUGCAACUGCUUUGGAAAAGCAAUUAUUCAUGGUUUUGUUAUUUGGUUUACGGUGCAUUUCCCCAACAAUAUUGUUUUAUCUACUUCCCCGUAUGAACGCGAAACACAUUGGGAACAAUCUGUUUUAUAUAUUACUCCUGAAGUUGUUGAACAAGACACUGUGAUUGAUGGGAAACUGUUUAUUCGAAGGGGUGAAGUUUAUCGUAGGUUUUUAGACAUUGAGCUUGAAUAUCAUAUCAAUGGAGGAGAAAAAAAAACAAUGAAAUUCAAGAUGAAAGAUUAAUGCUAAAAUUAGUUAAUACCAAAUUCAUGUACUCAUUGAAAAUAAAUUAUCGCUCUCAUAGUAA
Molecule: messenger RNA, 2049 nt
Organism: Parasteatoda tepidariorum (common house spider)
Lineage: Eukaryota; Metazoa; Arthropoda; Arachnida; Araneae; Theridiidae
Product: protein arginine N-methyltransferase 6
Biological process (GO): chromatin remodeling; peptidyl-arginine methylation, to asymmetrical-dimethyl arginine
Molecular function (GO): histone methyltransferase activity; protein-arginine N-methyltransferase activity
Source: RefSeq, a predicted model, not a curated record